This is a messenger RNA of Cicer arietinum (chickpea), 866 nucleotides long. Its product is annotated as phytolongin Phyl2.2-like. The record is from RefSeq and is a predicted model, not a curated record. NCBI's taxonomy places the organism in Eukaryota, Viridiplantae, Streptophyta, Magnoliopsida, Fabales, Fabaceae. Gene Ontology annotation, cellular component: membrane.
AUGAUCUUCGCUAUCUUCGAUCACCACCUUCUCAAAUCUCAUGCACUCGCUUUCCUUAACCGUGUCAGAUCCUCCCUCAUCGAAACCCUAAAUCAAAAUGACAACUUUGUCCCUUUCUCCCUUCAGACACAAUUCGAUUCAGUUUUCAACGAAACCCUAAAUUUCUAUGAUUUAUCUCCUUCCGGUAACGAGAAGAGUUCGCCGUUGACCACGCUUCCUCUAAUUGGGAAACCUGGUGAAGGCUUGAAGAAAAAGAAGAGACUUAUUGACGAUGGAAAAGACGCUGCGUUGGUUGAUUUAUCAGACGACGCCGUUUCGUUGCCGUUUGCAAAGGUGAAUGAUCGUCAGAAAGCGAAGCAUGUAUGGAAAAAGCACGUUUGGGUUGUGUUGUUGCUUGAUUUGUUUGUUUGUGCGGUUUUGUUUGUUAUUUGGUUAUGGGUUUGCAGCGGUUUCAAAUGCAUGGCUUAUUGAAUUUUCAAAUCCCAAAUUUUUCUUCAAGAAGAAAAAAUGGCCACUUUUUUUUUUUUUUUUCUGUUACGGUUUUUUUUGUCCCUUCUAUGAGGGGAUUCUUAGUUUCUCGUUUAAUGGAAGUGCAGAAUAUAGAUUUGGAGGAAAAUCGGUAUUUCCAUGUAAUUGGGGUUUCGGUUGCUUUUUCAUCAGUUUUUUUUUUUUGUUCCUUUUUUCUUGAUGGAAAUUGCAUCCGAAGAUCUUGUUAUUUUCCGGACAAUCCUGGUCUGAUCGUGUUUUGUCUCAUACAAUUGUUUGAGAAUUUGUAUUUGCUCAAUUGUGCAAAGUUACAGUUUCCUCAUUUCAGGUGUUUAAUAUCUGUUCUAUAUACUGACUACUGAGCAUUAUUGAUUGUUACU